AUGGCAUCAAAGACUGGUAUCAGUAUGUUUCUCCUACUCGCUGCUGUAGUCACAGCCAGUGCUUCUCUGGAAACUCAAGGCGAAUCAGCGGUUGUCCGCGAAACCAAUAUCCGGGAGCCAGCGUCAGAUAUGCUGAACGUGGAGGAGACUGUCAAGAAGAUGGAGGAGAUACGUCUUGUGGGAGGCACCUCAGAUUCUGAAGGCCGUGUAGAGGUCAGCUACAGCGGAGAAUGGGGAACUGUUUGUGAUGAUCUUUGGGAUACAAACGAUGCCAGCGUGGUAUGUCGAUCUCUCGGUUUUGAUGGUGCUCUGGAAGCUGUCAAAUAUCCUGGAUUCGGCCCCGGUACUGGAACCAUCUUCCUUGAUAACGUCGAAUGCAUUGGAAAUGAAGCGAGUCUCGCUGAGUGCCCAAUAUUUGAACCUAGACCGUGGAACUGUGAUCAUUCAGAAGAUGCAGGAGUUCGUUGUCUAGUGCUUGAAAGAGAGGUACGUCUUGUGGGUGGCACCUCAGAUUCUGAAGGCCGUGUAGAGGUCAGCUACACCGGAGAAUGGGGAACUGUUUGUGAUGAUUUUUGGGAUACAACCGAUGCCAGCGUGGUAUGUCGAUCUCUCGGUUUUAAUGGUGCUCUGGAAGCUGUCUCUAGUGGUCCAUUCGGCCCCGGUACUGGAACCAUCGUCCUUGAUGACGUCGAAUGCAUUGGAAAUGAAGCGAGACUCGUUGAGUGCCCGCAUAUUGGACUUGGAGUGCAUGACUGUGACCAUUCACAAGAUGCUGGAGUUCGUUGUGUAGAAGAUGGAGAUGUACGUCUUGUGGGAGGCACCUCAUAUUCUGAAGGCCGUGUAGAGGUCAGCUACAGCGGAGAAUGGGGAACUGUUUGUGAUGAUUUUUGGGAUACGACCGAUGCAAGCGUGGUAUGUCGAUCUCUCGGUUUUAAUGGUGCUCUGGAAGCUGUCUCUAGUGGUCCAUUCGGCCCCGGUACUGGAACCAUCGUCCUUGAUGACGUCAAAUGCAUUGGAAAUGAAGCGAGUCUCGUUGAGUGCCCGCAUAUUGGACUUGGAGUGCAUGACUGUGACCAUUCACAAGAUGCUGGAGUUCGUUGUGUAGAAGAUGGAGAUGUACGUCUUGUGGGAGGCACCUCAGAUUCUGAAGGCCGUGUAGAAGUCUGGUACCACGGAGCAUGGGGAACUGUUUGUGAUGAUUUUUGGACUAUAAACAAUGCCAACGUGGUAUGUCGAUCUCUCGGUUAUGAUGGUGCUCUGGAAGCUGUCAAAUAUCCUGGAUUCGGCGAAGGUACUGGAACCAUCCUUGAUGACGUCAAUUGCUCUGGAGAAGAAUCGAGUCUCUUUGAGUGCCCACCUCAGAUGCCAGAAAGAUACUGUUGGCAUUGGGAAGAUGCUGGAGUUCGUUGUGUAGAAGAUGCUAUUGAGUGA
This is a messenger RNA of Strongylocentrotus purpuratus (purple sea urchin), 1431 nucleotides long. Its product is annotated as scavenger receptor cysteine-rich type 1 protein M130-like. The record is from RefSeq and is a predicted model, not a curated record. The transcript has 6 exons. The coding region runs from base 1 to 1431 and encodes 476 amino acids. NCBI's taxonomy places the organism in Eukaryota, Metazoa, Echinodermata, Echinoidea, Camarodonta, Strongylocentrotidae. Gene Ontology annotation, cellular component: membrane.